UAGGCGUUUGCACUGACUGGAAACGAGAGAUCGGUUCAAACCGUUUUUAGUCACUGUCUAAGACUGGUGUGUUUCUCUCUGUUACGUCAACAUUUUAUACAUUUAAUACCGGCUCAAUAUUUUAUCUCAAUUGUCAUCGAGUUUUUCUAUUUUUUUUUUUUUUUAUAAAUAAUAAUAUAAAGUUUAUUUUUCAAAUUUUAAAAUAACAAAUACAAGUGAUUUCUAUACGAGAGGAUAUAUAUUUAAUCAAGUGAAGUUGAAGGACAUCAAUUGUGUCUAAUAAUUGUGAAAAUUAAAAAAAAAAAAAAAACCAGGAUAUUCAUUAUUAAUUAUUAGUUUUAUGACAAUUUUUUUUUAUGUCUAAUUAAUUGGCGUUUAAUCAUGAAACACGGUGUUGUAAUAAUUUAAUUUAAUUUUUAUUUAUUUAUGAUUUAUAUUAACAAGUGAAAAAAAAAAAAAUUGUUAAUGUGUUUAGUAUAUAAUGUGGGUAUACCGGUUUUUCCAUAUGGAUCAAUAGUGUUAAAUUGAAAAAAGUGUUUACUCGAUAAUUACAUCUAGACUAAGUUAAUAAUAUAAAUUUAUAAAAAAAAAAAAAGCAUAAACAAUGCAUAUAGAAUAAUCAAGCGACGGUAUUUUAAUCCAGUUGAAAAAAUAAAUAAAUUAAAGAAAAAUAAAAAAAAAAUAUCUAUAUGACACUUGUGAGUAUAAGUAAUAUUUAUAAUCAAUUACCAGAAUUUGGUAUUGGUAUGUGUACAACUGAAAUGACUGAAGGCUAUACAAUGUCACCAUCAACAGCCUCAUCAAGUGGUACAAUUAUUGGCUGUAUUGGAUCACCAUCAAUACGUAUGACACCAUCAAGAAAUUCACCAGGUCGUGCACGUGAAACACGUGAUGACAAUGACGAUGAUGAUGAUGAUGAUGGUGAAAUAUCAGUUGGUUGUCCAAGUCCAUUACCACUUGUUGUCUCAACUAGUCCUCAACAAAUUAAUCAUAGUAAUAAUAAUAAUAGCAGUACUAAUAAUAAUAAUAAUAAUAACAUUAAUAAUAAUAGUAUAAAUAAUGGUGAAAAUAAUGAUGAUGAUGAAGAUGAGGAAGAUGACGUUGACGAUGAUGAAAGAAUUUGUUUAUCAAGAGAUGAGUGUAGUGAAAGACUUAGUCAAAAAAGUUACAAUGAUGAUGAUGAAAGAUAUUCAAGAGAUGAUGAAUAUGUUAAUAGAAGAAUACGUAGACGUAGUGAAAUGACAAAUUUAUGUGAUGAUGAUGAUGACAAUAAUGAUGAUGAUGAUGAUAAUUCUACUGAUGACAAUAACUCAAGAAAAAAAAAAUGUGGUGAUGAUUAUUUUAAACCAUUAAAAAAAUUAAAAAUGGCACCAAUACAACAAUCAGAUAAUAAUAAAGAUGAUAGAGAACGUGAUAUAAAUGUUGAACGUGGUGUUAAAUCAUUUGAUAUUAGUGAAUUAUUAUCACACAGACCAAAAGCUAACAAUAAAAUUGUACGUCCAUGGGAUACUGUUGAAACAACACACAAUCAAAGACAUAAUAGUAUUAAUAAUAAUCAGCUGCAACAUCAACAUCAUCACCAUCAUCAACAACAACAUCAUAUACAUCAUACAUCACCACAUUCAACACCAAGAGAUUUAUCAUUAAUGGGUAUGUCACUGGCAUCAAUGUCAGGAUCAAUGAGUGAACCACCAUUAAGUAGUUCAUCAUCAUCUGGAAGAAGUUCUGUAUCUGAUUCUGGUAGUCCAGAUCCACUUGGUCAUCAUCAUCAUUUACAUCUUCAUCAUCAACAACAACAACAACAACAUCAUACGUCAUUACAUCAUGGUUUACAUCAUGGUAUUCAUCAUCCAGCAAUGCAACAACAAUUUAAACGUAAAUCAUCAUCAUCACAACAACAUAAUCAUCAAAAUAGUCAAAAUGGAAAAAGAAGUACAGGUCAAGGAAGUCCUCUUGAUGCACUAUUGCACAUGACAAGCAAAACCUUCGAUGCUGGUGAACACAGUCAAGAACAAGCAAAUCAUCUUAAUUUAUUCAACAAUCGUCAACAGCCAAAAAAAAAACGUAAAAGCCGUACAGCAUUUACAAAUCAACAAAUAUUUGAAUUAGAAAAACGUUUUUUGUAUCAAAAAUAUUUAAGUCCAGCUGAUCGUGAUGAAAUUGCAGCACAAUUGGGUCUCAGUAAUGCACAAGUGAUAACAUGGUUUCAAAAUAGAAGAGCAAAACUUAAAAGAGAUAUGGAAGAAUUAAAAAAAGAUGUACAAACUGUUAAUCCCCUGCUUGUUGCACAACAUCAUAAAACAUUUUUAGAAAAUGUACAAGAUCUUGGUAUUUUAAAAAAACGACCAUUGCCAAACUCUAUGGAUGAUAAAUCGUAAAUUAAAAAUUAAAAACAAAAAAUAUUCAAAAAUAAAUUAAUAUAAAUAAAUAAAUAAUAUUUCAAUCGUUUUGUAAUUUUUUUUUUUACAAAACGAUUGAAUAGUGAUGUUAAAAUAGAUGGAUAAAAUUUCCAAGUGACAAUUUUUUAUUAAAAUAAUAUUUAAAAUGUAUUGUUUUUUAAUUUUUAAAUUUGGAUUUAAAUAACAACAAACGAAUCAUGUCACAUAAUAAAGUCUGCACAGUCGGCUGCGCCGUUGCAGCGAGACUUAAUUAUUAUUAAAAAUUGAGGGGAUUAAAAUUUGUAUUAUAGCGUAUUUAUUAAAAAUGAAAAUAUAAUAUUUAAGGGUAUAUAACGCUACCAUAUUUUGUUUUAAAACAAUUAUUAAAUUAUUAUUAUCUUUAAUGUAGAAAAUUUAAAAUAAUAUAUAUAUUAAAAGACUAAUGUAAAUAACCUGUAAAUAAUCUAUUGCAAAAAAAAAAAAAUUAAUUAAUUAGAAUAAUAAUAACAACAACUUGUCGACAAAAUAUAUAGUAAAAAUAAAAUUUAAAAAAAAAUUCCAGUAAAUGUAUAUGUAAAAUUAAAAUAAAAAAAGAAAAGUAAAUAAUUUUUUUUCGUCAUUCAUAUUAUAUAGAAUAUAAAUUAAUGAUAAUAUUAAAAAAAAAAAAUUAAUAGACGGGACACUGCGCAAUUUAUCCUAAUUGUCAGUUUUAUAAUUAGAAAAAUAAAAAUAUUUUUUUUUUGUUUUUAUAAAUAAAAAAAAUGAUGAUGAUGAUGAAUUUUAGUGAUUUAUUUUUAUUGUAUUGCAAAAAUAUACGACCUGUCGGUAAAUGUACGAAAAGACUUUAUAUAGAAUUGUGUAAAAUAGUGAUGAAAAAAAAAAAAAUAAAUAAAGAAAAAACUUAUA
This is a messenger RNA of Aphidius gifuensis, 3284 nucleotides long. RefSeq names its product probable serine/threonine-protein kinase DDB_G0282963. Gene Ontology annotation, molecular function: DNA binding; DNA-binding transcription factor activity, RNA polymerase II-specific. Gene Ontology annotation, biological process: regulation of DNA-templated transcription. The transcript has 2 exons. NCBI's taxonomy places the organism in Eukaryota, Metazoa, Arthropoda, Insecta, Hymenoptera, Braconidae. Bases 690 to 2378 code for a protein of 562 amino acids. The record is from RefSeq and is a predicted model, not a curated record.